AUGUCAUCGCGUGCCAAAAAGCCCACAAAAGAAGAAAAAAUCGCUCGAAAAAAGCAACUUGCCGAAGAAAAACGCCUAAAAAAAUUAGAAACUGAAAAGCAACAACUUCGCGAUGAACUUCAACGCGAAAAAACCUUCACUCAAAACUCUCGUCGCAUCCUCGACGAUCACUGGGAAAGCAUUUGCGGCGAAAUAACUCAAAAGGAUCUUCUUGAAAGCCUGAAUUGCCAUCGAACGAACAUCGAAAAGCAGUUAGAUGUCAAAGACGGAACCAUUGAAAAACUGAAAAGAUGGAGAGAAGAAGCUGGAAUUCAACACAAGAGACUUUUUGAAGGACAUUUGAAGGUCAUUGAGUAUUUGAUGAGAAUCCAAAAGUACUUCACAGACUGCAUGAAAAGCAAUUAUGAGGACACGAUAAAGGAACUUUUGAUGGAAUUCACUGAAGAUACUGAGAAAAAAGCCGAAAUUCUCAAAGAAAAAGAGGAUUUUUACGAAAACCGUCAACACGCGAUGAAUCUUUUGCUUGCCUCAAAGUACAAACAUGAAAAAAUUCAACACGACAAUAAGAAAUUAGAAAUUCAGUUUGAAGCGAUUGACACGCGAAACAAGCACCAAAUUUGGAUAAACUCUCAAUUAAAAGCUCUUCAAAAUCAAAUCCGUGAAAUUUACGAAAUUUUUCACCGUACUUCAGCUCAUCCGAAACGCAUGAAAGUCUAUGAAAAACUUCAAAAAGGGGAUUUAAGUGCCAUGAACGACCUAAAUCGCUUGAAAAUCGAACGAGAAAAGUGUGAACAAGAAAUUUCGAAGCUAAAUCAGGAACUUUUAGACAUCGAAACGGGUGAAGGACAAAAAUUGAUCGCUUUGAGACACGAAAGAAAAAUUUUGGAACGAAUUUAUUGGGAUUUGAAAGAAAGGGCACGUCCCAUCAGUCGCAAAAUUAGUUAUGAGGUAACUAAUGUCAUUUUCAAGCGGAAUUUCAACGUAAAACUAAGUGACAUAACUUUGGAUGAUAUUUUUGUCAUGAACUCGUAA
Molecule: messenger RNA, 1032 nt
Organism: Culicoides brevitarsis
Lineage: Eukaryota; Metazoa; Arthropoda; Insecta; Diptera; Ceratopogonidae
Product: ninein-like protein
Exons: 4
Coding region: 1-1032 (343 amino acids)
Source: RefSeq, a predicted model, not a curated record